This is a messenger RNA of Seminavis robusta, 1197 nucleotides long. NCBI's taxonomy places the organism in Eukaryota, Bacillariophyta, Bacillariophyceae, Naviculales, Naviculaceae. The record is from the annotation of a GenBank genome assembly.
AUGGCGGGUGCAGCAGGCGACAUUUCGCUACCGGAUGUGAGCAAGCUGAACGAUUUGAAAGACGAUCAGAUUGAAGCCUUGAUUGAAAAGUUGGCGGAAGUCCAAGCCCACGCUCCUCAAAUCAUUGCUGCAUUGGAAGCGCAACAAGAAUCGAGAUCACGAGGGAGUAAGAGUAAGGGAUCCAAGGGAGACAACAAUAGCGGAAGAAAGGGGGAACAACAACGGACCCAACCGCCCAAACAACAACGACAUCAAUCACCGCAACCGCCGACACGACGACAAUCUCGCAAUGAACAACCAGCCGAAGCAGAGGAAGAGGAGGAGGAAGAAGACGAUGAAGAGUACGACGAUUUUGACGAAGACGCAGAGUAUCCAAUGGUGGGAGAUGGAUACAGUGAUGAAGUUUCCGUAAUGUCCGACAUGACCACACCCACGGUUGUGAGUAGUAUGUUAAUCAACGAGGAAGAACACUACCACGAAAUUGGAAUCAAGGUCAAUGCUCCCAAAAAGAAGGACUUGCUCAGUAAGGUCGCACAAACCAAUGCAAGAAAGGCACCCGUCGUGGCACCCAAGAAAAAAGCUUUGGCAUCCGCUGAUACCGCACUCAAGAAACCAGCCAGAGCGGCCAGCAACUACGCUUCCAGACCGACCGACGGAAAGGCAAUAGCCAAACCAGACGCUGCCACUCCCACCAAGAAAAAGAAAUCCAAGGAUGGCGCCGUUACAACUCCCAAGGAAUCAUCUACCAAAAAGACAAAAAAGAAAACCACCAAGAAAAAGGCACCGUCACCGCACAGUAGUGGAUCGGGAUGGGACAUUACCCCCAAUGGAAAUAGCUCUUCGGGCGUCGCUACUGCCAGCAAGAAGAAACAACCUCAGCAAAAAGCGGAACCAGUCAUGAUUGACGACGAUGGCUUUCUGGUCACCAAUCAAUCCGCAUUUGAAAGCUUUGAUAGUGCCAACAAUCCAUUUGCUUCCACGACACCCUCCUUUACCACCGAUGGCGCCGUUGAUGCCUUUGGAGACUUUGACGACGAUCCAUUUGCGGCAAAGCCAGCACCGGCACCCGCAAAGAAAACCAAAGCCAAAAAGUUACAAGUCUCCAGCACGGGGAAGAAAAAGAGCAGUGGCAGCGUCUCGGGAACAUCACCCAAACAAAAACGCAAAGGAACACGGAGGGCUUCCAUCGGGACUUGA